CACAGGACCCAGUCUAGUCCCGACGGUGACGUCGUUAGGAUAAUAAUUAAUAUAUUUUAUUAAAAUUAAAUUUAAGUGUUUUUAAAGAUGACAAAGUUUCUAUAUCUGUUUUUGUUUUGUUUGGUGCCAAUGGAAGCGCAGUACAGUUUCUCCCGCAUGAAGCCGACCAGAACGUGCGCGCGGCCAGAGAUCGCGCACGGCACCGCGCGGCUGAAGCAGCGCGGGCGCAUGGCGCGGUACGAGUGCAUGUCAGGAUACCAGUUGGUCGGAGACAAGUAUGCUACCUGCCUGGGAGGCAGGUGGGACAUGCCUAAACCUGUCUGCGUCCGUGGCGGCUGCACAAUGCCUAAAAUAGACCACGCGAUCAUUCUGCCCACACACAGGAACGCUUGGCUGAACAUAUUCUGUCUCCCCGGCUACACGGGUUCGGCUACGCUCUUCUGCGAUGGUCAGAAGUGGAAUGGGACUGCUCCUGUCUGCGUGUCAGACCCUGCACUCGUCGAACUAUCUUGCGACUUCGAGACUCCUACUCUGUGCGGAUGGACGCAGGACUCCCGUCACGAUUUCGAUUGGACGAGAAUUAACAAGAAGACUCCUAGUUCCUUCCUAUUUACGGGGCCGGCGUUCGAUCAUACCUUCGGGGAAGGGAAGCAAGGUUAUUACAUGUACAUCGAAAGCUCCUCUAAGUCUGAGAACGACACGGCGCGUCUCAUCUCGCCGGUGUACGCCGGGGGUUUGGAGAAGAAUGGCUGCUUCUCCUUCUUCUACCACAUGUAUGGCAGAUCCAUAGGCGGUCUCCGAGUGUACCAAAUACCUGAAAAUCAGAAGGAUCAGGUCCUGGACGACAGCGACACGAGGGAACAGUACCUCCUGUUCGAGAAGUGGGGGAACCAGGGAGACGAAUGGUUCAGAAACGUGUCGUACCUUAAAGAUGUUUCUGAUAAUUUUCAGAUAGUAAUCGAGGGUAUCCGAGGCACCAGCUUCACCAGUGACAUCGCCAUCGACGAUGUAGCUAUUUUGUCGGGACCCCAGUGUGAACAGGCUUUCGCCAGCGCCGUCACUCCGGCUGAAGAUAUACCGGAUUCUUGCGCGGGGCGGUGCUCGGAGCAGACAACGCCGCACCGCGGCUGCGGGUGCAGCACGGACUGCAUCAGCGACAGCGACUGCUGUGCCGACUUCCUUGAACUCUGUGUCUUCAACUCGGACUUUGCCAAUAGGUAUGACGACGAUACAACCACAAUGAAAACUCCAUCAGACGCCCCAAGAACAGAAAAACUUAUAUUCACUACACUACCUACUACUACUACCUCAACAACUACCCCUAGACCUACAACUACUACCCCUAAACCCACUACUCCUAAACCUAAACCUACGACUACAACGACUACGAAACGCCCUAGACCAAUUCCGACUACUAUACAAUACGGAACGCAUAUACCUGUAACACUUGUAAAUGUGACUACGGUUAAAGUGGCUACUAAGGUAGUGGCUACGACUACUCCUAGAGGAAUAACGGCUGAGGUGCGACGGGACGUGGACAGAGCGAAACAUACCAGUGAAGCCAAGAAAAUUGUGCAGGACAAAUCAAAAGGAUCUGGCGCUGCGGCGGGCGUAGUAACGCUGCUAGUAUUCUGCGUGCUAAUAGUCGGCGCCGCGCUGGCGGCGCGGAGCGCGCGCGGCCGGGCGGCCCUCGCGCGCCUGCGCGGGCGCGCCGCCGGCGACCCGGAGGUGCGGUACCUCACCAGUGAUCAUGAUUAAAUCUUAA
Molecule: messenger RNA, 1765 nt
Organism: Cydia fagiglandana
Lineage: Eukaryota; Metazoa; Arthropoda; Insecta; Lepidoptera; Tortricidae
Gene: Scr-c
Exons: 10
Coding region: 88-1758 (556 amino acids)
Cellular component (GO): membrane
Source: RefSeq, a predicted model, not a curated record